Molecule: messenger RNA, 1557 nt
Organism: Prunus avium (sweet cherry)
Lineage: Eukaryota; Viridiplantae; Streptophyta; Magnoliopsida; Rosales; Rosaceae
Source: RefSeq, a predicted model, not a curated record
AUGACCCAGGGUACUAAGCUUGACGCCAGGAUCACACCCAACAUUUGGCCAACUGAGGGUUAUUAUCUUUGGCAGGGACAGUUAUCAAAUGAUGAGCUCAAAUUGCAAGACGGCGAUAAAGUCUUGAUUGAAAUAAUACCCGAAAAUGGUUGGGUGAAGGUGAAGAAAACAGGUGUUAGUCUGGUAUGGGACAAAUUUAUGAACGAAAAUAUGAUUGAUUACCAUCUUUGUGAGUAUGAACGACGCCCAUAUCUGGUCAAUGAUGAUGUCAUCAUUCAUGUCGAGUAUGAUUUUCACAUAACAAAAUCACCAGACUUUUCAAAAUUCCCAAAUCUCGAGAAGUUGAUAUUGAAAGGUUGUCAGAAGUUGAUUAAGAUUCACUCAUACAUCGGGGAUCUCGGAAGACUUUCUUUGGUAAAUCUUGAAGGCUGCAACAAUCUAAAGGAUCUCCCACUGAAUUUCUAUAAAUCCAAGUCUAUUGAAACUCUUAUACUGAAUGGUUGUUCAAGAUUUCAAAACUUGGCCGAUGGCUUAGGGGACAUGGUAUCAUUGACAAUUUUGGAAGCAGAUAAGACAGGCAUCAGACAAAUCCCAAGUCUCGCCAGUCUUUCAAAGCUCAAGGUCUUGUGUUUAAAUGGAUGCAGAGAACUUCUUGCAAUCCCAGAUUUACCAACCAAUUUGUAUGUUCUGAAAGCAACUGGCUGCCCACAAUUGGAAACAAUUUCAGAUUUUUCAAAAAUGUCGAAUAUGAGAGAAUUGUAUCUAAGUGAUUCGUUCAAACUCACUGAGGUUCCAGGCUUGGAUAAGUCAUUAAACUCCAUGACAAGGAUUCAUAUGGAAGGCUGCACCAACACACACACACACACACACACAAUUGUGCAGAGAUGGACUUCUUGCGGAUUUGGUGGAAUUUAUUUGAAAGGAAUUUAUGAUAUUCCUGAGUGGUUCAAAAUCGUCAAUGAUGUGGGCAAUAUCGUAUUCUUUGAAGUUCCUCAAAAAAUCAUGGGUCGUGAUUUAAAAGGGUUGACUAUAUGCUUCGUUUACUAUUAUCUUGUUUUUGGCCCAAAACUUGAAGAUUCUGAAGGUCCUAUUGGCAUUAUUGUUAGAAAUCUUACCAAACAAACUGCUUUGCACGCCAAGAUAGCAUUUGCCAGAUACCGAAGACCAGAACCCCAUUCGUUUUUGUCAAACGAACCUGAAAACGAUUAUCUUUGGCAGGGACAAUUGUCAAACGAUGUGCUCUGUUUGCAAGGCGGGGACCAAGUCUCCAUUCUUGUAAGGCCUCUAGUUGAUUUUGUGAUAGUGAAGAAGACAGGGGUUCAUCUAGAAUGGGACAAAGUCAUGAAGGAAAAAAUGGAUAAUCCGGAUCCUCAUUUGUAUGAUUUGGAAACAAAUCGGGAUUUUUUGUCAUUGUCUAUCAUGGAAAAUCUGGAUUUUUCUGGAGGAGCUGAUGAUGGGGCAGGACGGAGCCAUGGUGCAUCUAAUCAACCGAGUGCUGUAGAUAAACAAUUAGAAUGGGACGGAAGUCAUGAAGGAUCUAACUCACCCCUGAAUUAG